Messenger RNA from Rhodotorula graminis WP1, 4284 nucleotides. RefSeq lists its product as uncharacterized. Lineage: Eukaryota; Fungi; Basidiomycota; Microbotryomycetes; Sporidiobolales; Sporidiobolaceae. Bases 1 to 4107 code for a protein of 1368 amino acids. Gene Ontology annotation, cellular component: TORC1 complex; cytoplasm. Gene Ontology annotation, biological process: regulation of autophagy; positive regulation of protein serine/threonine kinase activity; TOR signaling. Gene Ontology annotation, molecular function: protein binding; protein-macromolecule adaptor activity. The record is from RefSeq and is a predicted model, not a curated record. The transcript is spliced from 12 exons.
AUGCGGCAUGGGUUUGCCGAGGCCUACUCGAGCGAGGAGUACCUCCAGGCCCUCGAGAAGAACUACUUCCUGUAUUGGACCGACACCCGCCAUGAGCGCGUCGGCCUGCCCAAACCUCCCUCGACCGACCCGGCCGACAACAAGAUCGACUGGCGCAACCGCGACCGCAUCCGCACCGCCGCCGCAUGCCUCGUCGUCUGCCUGCGCAUCGGCUACGACCCGCCCGACGUCAUCAAGACGGACCCGUGCGCCAAACUCGAGUGCUGGGUCGACCCGUACGCGAUCGCCAAGGACAAGGCCAUGGAGCGCAUCGGCAAGAACCUGCAGCAGCAGUUCGAGAACCUCGCCGCGACGCCCAAGACGCGGUACAAGCAGUACCUCGACCCGCCGAUCGAGGACGCCAAAAAGUUCUGCACCGCGGCGCGCAAGACGGCAAAGAGCGAGCGCGUCCUGUUCCACUACAACGGCCACGGCGUCCCCAAGCCGACCCCGUCGGGCGAGCUGUGGCUCUUCAACCGCCAGUACACGCAGUACAUCCCCGUCUCGCUCGCCGAGAUCAUUGCCUGGAUCGGCUCGCCCGCCAUCUACGUGUGGGACUGCUCGGCGGCGGGCAACAUCGUGUCCAAGGUGCAAGAGUUCAGCAAGAAGCGCGACGACGAGCUGCAGCGCGAGGCGGCGGCGGCGGCGCAGCAGCAGCAGCAGCAGCAGCCGCCGCAGGGCGCGCUCGGCGCCUGCCUCGCGCACGAGCAGCUCCCGAUGAACCCGGACCUGCCGGCCGACCUGUUCACGUGUUGCCUCACGUCGCCGAUCGAGAUCGCCCUGCGGUUCUUCCUCCUGCGCAACCCGCUCAAGUCGAACCUCGACCUCGACAUGCUCCUCAAGAUCCCGGGCAAGCUCAACGACCGCCGCACGCCGCUCGGCGAGCUCAACUGGAUCUUUACGGCCGUCACCGACACGAUCGCGUGGAACUGCCUGCCGCGCGACCUGUUCCAGAAGUUGUUCCGCCACGACCUCGUCGUCGCGGCCCUCUUCCGCGGGUUCCUCCUCGCCGAGCGCAUCAUGCGUUUUUACGAGUGCACGCCCAUCUCGGUCCCGGCGUUGCCGCACACGCACAACCACCCGUUGUGGGACAGCUGGGACCUCGCCGUCGACAUGUGCCUCGCCCAGCUCCCGACCCUCCUCGAGCACGAGCAGCGGUGGCUCGACUCGCUCCCGCCGCAACCGCCGACCCUCCCCGACCAGCCGCCUCCGCCACUCCCUCCCCAACCGCCGUCGCCCUACGUCCACUCGACCUUCUUCGCCGAGCAGUUGACGGCGUUCGAGAUCUGGCUCGAGCAGGGCACGGUCGCCAAGCGGCGACACCCGGAGCAGCUCCCCGUCGUCCUCCAGGUCCUCCUGUCGCAGGCGCACCGCCUCAAGGCCCUCAUCCUCCUGUGCAAGUUCCUCGACCUCGGCCCGUGGGCCGUCAACGUCGCCCUGUCGAUCGGCAUCUUCGCCUACGUCCUGCGCCUCUUGCAGGCGCCCGCCGUCGAGCUCAAGCCGGUCCUCAUCUACAUCUGGGCCCGCAUCCUCGCCGUGUACGAGGGCUGCAAGGAGGACCUCCUCAAGCAGGCGUACCCGAGCGCGCGAGGCGUCGACCAGGCGCCGUACACCUACUUCGUGUCGGUCCUGCACCCGUCGUCGACGAGCCAGUUGCCGCUCCCGAACGUGUCGGAGCACCGGGCCAUGUGCGCCUUCAUCCUCGCCGUGUGCUGCCGCGACUACAAGCCGGGCCAGGUCGCGUGCCUGCGCGUCAACGUGUUCGAGUCGUGCCUCGUCCACCUGCGCGACGACGACCCGCUCCUGCGCCAGUGGGCCAUCCUCUGCAUCGCGAUGAUGUGGGACGACUUCGAGGAGGCCAAGGGCAUGGGCGUCAAGGCGCGCGUCCACGAGGUGUUCUGCAACCUGCUCCACGUCGACCCGGUGCCCGAGGUGCGCGCCGCCGUCAUGUACGCCCUCGGGACGCUCCUCGGCACGACCGGCGGGCCUGCGUCGGGCCUGUCGCCCGGCGAGCAGACCGACGUCGAGCUCGGCGUCGCCAUGGCCACGCUCAAGUCGUCGUCGGACGGGAGCCCGCCCGUGCGGCGCGAGCUCAUCGUCCUCCUGUCGUCGAUCGUCAACGAGCACCAGGGCCACUUCGUCAUCGCCGCGUACCGCGCCAUCGUCGAGCGCGUCCACCAGGCCAACGCGGGCGAGGCGCCGACGAGCGGCAUCGAGGAGCGCAUCGCCGCCAUCGCCGCGAGCCUGAACGCCGCCGCCGAGAGCAACGAGGGCCCGUCCAACCCGGCCUUCCAAGCCACCAUGUUCAGCUGCAUGUACCAGACCUUGACGCAGCUCACGGCCGACCCGCAGCUCGAGAUCGCCGAGCCGGCGCAGCAGGUCGUCGACUACAUCUUCGACCUCCUGUUCAUGUCGCCUCUCGGUCCCGCCGCACGCGCCGUCCUCGCCUCGGCUCAGCCCGACCGCACGGCGACGGCCAUGAAGAGCCUCGCGCACCUCGCGCUCGAGGGCGGCGGCGGCGCCCAGUCGCCUGCGCCGCUCUCGGCCGCACCGUCGCCGACGCCUGGCGGCAGCCCGGCGUCGCUGCGCACGGACGGCAAGCAGCUGUACGGCGCGAGCGAGGGCGGCGCCGGCUCGAGGACGCCGCAGCAGGACGGCGGCGGCGGCGGCGGCGGCGGCGGCACGGGCCCGACGACGAGCGGCGCCUCGUCUGCGUCGUUCGACUCGCUGCGGCACCUCCAGGCGCGAGUCGGUCGGCCGUCGUCGACGACCAAGGCCCGUCCCGCAGCGGCCCAGGCGCCCGACCAGGUGUUCCCGCUCAAGGGCACCUUUUUCGACUUUGCGCUUGAGUACUACAAGGAGAGCCAGAUGCGGGCGACCGAGGCCGACGAGCCGGGCAGCAUGUUGCACAACGAGCGCGUGUGGCGGCGGCAGAGGAACGAGGCGGUCAUCAUCAAGACCCAGCCGAUGAAGGUCCCAGCGUGCCGGACACGGUGGGACGAGCAAGUCGGCUUCUUCGGCGGCGAGACGGUCCCGUCGCGCAUCAUGUUCCACCAGUUCGAGCCGCACCUCAUCUCGGCCGACGACCGCGGCAACAUCGCCGUCUAUGAGUGGGAGAAAAACUCGCGCCUCAACUACUUCGCCAACGGGACGCCAAAGGGCGUGCCCAUCACGACCUUGCGCUUCGUCAACGAGGACGACAUCGCCCUGCUCAUGACGGCGACCGCCGACGGCGACGUCCGCCUCUUCCGCUCGUACGAGUCGCCCGACGACGUCAAGCUCAUCUCGUCGUUCCAGGGCAUCUCGGAGGAGCUGCCCCGCAGCUCGAACCAGGCCGACGCCGGGCUCGUCGUCGAGUGGCAACAGGGGCGAGGGCAGCUCCUCAUGGGCGGCAACGUCAAGUACAUCCGCGUGUGGGACGCGACGCGAGAGCUCACGAUCCAGGACCUCCCGACCCGCGCCAACUCGUGCCUGACGUCGCUCACGUGCGACCAGGUGGCGGGCAACAUCGUCGUCGCCGGGUUCGGCGACGGCGGCCUGCGCGUGUACGACCGGCGCCUCGCGCAGCGCGACAACAUGGUGCGGCGGUACACGGGCGUGCACGACGCGUGGGUCCAGAACGUGCACAUGCAGCGCGGCGGGAACCGCGAGCUCGCGACGGCCGACCUCGGCGGCCAGGUGUGCCUGUGGGACAUCCGCUUGACCGAGCCGAUCCAGACGCUGCAGGCGCACCAGGGCGGGCUCACCCAGAUGACGGUCCACGAGCACGCGCCCAUCUUUGCGACGAGCUCGGCGUACAACGUCAUCAAGCUGUGGAACAUGAACGACCUGAGCGAGCCGUUCAGCAAGUUCCGCAACACCUCCGGUCUUCUCAACACGAAGCAGUCGGACAUGACGUUCCUCGCGUUCCACCCUCACCACAUGGUGCUCGGCUGCGCGUCCAACGACGGCGCAUCUCGACCGGGCUCGACCGACCAGGCCGGGCACGUCAACCUGUUCCAGAUGAGCGGCCGACGCGACCUCCUCGACUCGUUCUCGAGCGCCAUGUCCUUUGCGCCCUUUAUCUAGUCCCCUUCCCUGUCCUCGUCCGUCGUCGUCGUCGUCGUCGUCCCAGCUGUCCCCCACCCUGCCGUUCUUGUACCGCACCCUGUGUAGACCCUCUCUCUUUCACCUCCCUUAUUCCCCUCUCGAGCGUGCGUGCUGCGCCGCUCUCUGCAAUAGUCUCGAGCUCGUUCAUCUCGCGUG